AUGCUGCCUAAAGGCUGGCAAGGCAGCGCUUCACUCUUCUGCAUCUUCUGCACCCUUGUAUUUGCCGUCAACCUAGGCGUUCUGAUCUGGGCGGUCCAGCACAGUCGUCAGAAUGGCAACGCUGAUGAUGAUGACGGCGCAAUCAUUCUACGUGAAGGCAGUGAUGAUAGCGCAUGCACCGAGAUCCAGACAUUGAAUAGAUGGGCACAUUUGGUCAUCAACUUGCUCAGUACUGUGCUGUUGAGUGGCAGCAAUUACUGUAUGCAGUGUCUUUCGGCCCCUACAAGAUCCGACAUUGAUCGGUCGCACGCUCGAGCGAGAUGGCUGGAUAUCGGUGUCCCAAGCAUUCACAACUUGCAGCAUAUCCCACGAAAAAGGCUGAUACUAUGGCUGAUAUUGGGAAUAUCCUCUCUUCCAUUGCAUCUUUUGUACAAUUCUGCUCUUUUCACGUCGACAUCGUCAAACAACUAUGUCGCCUUCGGAGUCGAUUCCGAAUUUCCAACCAUCCAAAACACUUCGAGCUCCAAUUAUGCAGACAUCAGCUAUCUGCUCCGCAGUGGUAUCGUGACCAGCAGAUUGGAUGUUCCCAUCAAUGACAUGGCGAAACUCGCAGAUCGUCUGCGCCAAGAUGCAAAUGAAGGACGGCUAGUCAACCUGACUAAAGACGAGUGCAUCAGAGCAUACACCCGAACUUUCCAGUCUACUUAUCGUAAUGUCCUUCUCGUCUCAGACCCAGACGUGAAUCGAAAUAUAACCGAUCCUUACCUUUACUACAGCGGCCUUACCAUCGACAACAAUGCGACCGAUUUGGUGACCUACGUACUCGCUAGAUUCUACUCCGACUAUACUUGUGGACAAUCCCAAGCCUUUUCGUGGACUUGUGGUAUGAAUGGUACCGUGCAAACAGGAUACCUGGACCAGUGCGAUAGAUCGUGUGACGAACCACAGAUCCUGCGGCAAACCGAAGCCAAUUCGACGUGGGCGCCUUUGGGGCCGAAAGUCCAUUACUGCCUCGCCGAGGCGACCCAGGAGAAGUGUAAGCUGCAGUUCAGUGCCGAUAUAGCAAUCGCUGUGGUGGUGCUCAACUUUGUCAAGUUGACCAUGAUGUUGCUGACGGUCUUUGUCGCUUUCGACACCCGAAACGACCCACCUCUUCUCACGGCCGGCGACGCUGUGGCGAGCUUUCUGGAAAAGCCUGACCAUUCCGCCAAGGCGGUCGGUCUGGUAUCCGGAUCCGAGAUUAGAAGUACCCAUUCUGAUUCAUCUGAGUACACAAAAAUCCGCCAACCUACCAGAUACGACGCCCGACGCCGUCGGUGGGCAAAAGCUGUCAGUACCCGACGCUGGCUGGUUUGUCUGCUGCUGUACAUCGCUGGCCUGGCCACGGCAGCGGGAUAUCCCGGCACAGGACUGAACUCGAUGCUGGGGUCCAAGUCCCUGUCUUCAUUGUGGGCCGUCGGGUUUGGUACCGUCAGCGGUCGGACACUCGUGCAGAAUUCAGCCGUAGCUUCUGGAAAGGCUGGAGGUGCGACAGCACUAAUCCGCAACGCGCUCACGGCAAACAUUGCGCAGCUGAUUCUCUCGCUGCUGUAUUUCACCUACAACGGGCUGUUCACGUGCAUGCUGCUGGCCAGCGAGUGGGACUCGUACGCAGUCGAGCGCAAAGGACUGAGGAUAUCUUCGUCGCAACCACGGGGCGCUCAACGAUCCGGGUAUUUCCUGCAGCUCCCGUACCGUUUCAGCUUGCCGCUGGUCAUCUUCAGUCUUCUGUUCCAUUGGCUUGUUUCGCAAAGCAUCUUCGUUGUCAAUAUCACAAUGAUUGAUUAUACCGGACAAUCAUUCCCGGGCGGUUCUAAUAACAUCGGUCACCUUCUAACCUUGGGCUAUUCGCCCAUCGCGAUUAUCUUCUCCAUUGCUUUGGGCGGCUGUCUCAUACUCGGCCUCAUAAGCUUUGGGUUGAUGCCGUUCGAGACGGGCAUGCCUAUUGCGGGCAGUUGUAGCAUCUCCAUCUCGGCCGCUUGCCAUGCAGACAGUAGCUGCGUGAAGGGUGAUUCGGAAAGCAUUGCCCAGAAGAAGUUGAAAUGGGGCGAAAUCCCGGGAUACUGGACUAGUCCUGGUGCAGCAGAGACGCGGGCGAUUUUGACUGAAGUCUUGACGUCAACUGCAAACAAGGAGCAAGCGACCUCUCUGGUUCUUGGUGAACUGGGAGAUUUGUCCGACAUGCCUCUUGCUGCCAGGUUACUUGCGGAACGCGGCGGUCGACAAAUUUCACGGGAUCUUGCGGCGUCCGAAGUUGCUUCACUUCUUUCCUCGACGAAUGCCCAAACAAGAACAAGCCUGGACGGAAAUGAACAUACAGCAAGAGAUACCUCAACACUACAGGAAGAAUCGCUUUUGGUGGGCCAUUGUGCAUUUUCUGCCGGGCCAGUGUCGAUGCCUACUGAGGGUCGCUUUUAUGCCUGA
This is a messenger RNA of Exophiala xenobiotica, 2463 nucleotides long. RefSeq lists its product as uncharacterized. The transcript is spliced from 2 exons. Bases 1 to 2463 code for a protein of 820 amino acids. Lineage: Eukaryota; Fungi; Ascomycota; Eurotiomycetes; Chaetothyriales; Herpotrichiellaceae. The record is from RefSeq and is a predicted model, not a curated record.